Messenger RNA from Salvelinus namaycush (lake trout), 2238 nucleotides. Its product is annotated as proline-rich extensin-like protein EPR1. The transcript has 3 exons. The coding region runs from base 1 to 2238 and encodes 745 amino acids. Lineage: Eukaryota; Metazoa; Chordata; Actinopteri; Salmoniformes; Salmonidae. The record is from RefSeq and is a predicted model, not a curated record.
AUGUUCUCAGCUGCCACCAGAACCACCAGUACGCCAUCAGCACUGCCAGUACGUCACCUGCCUACCACCAGUACGCUACCUGCCUACCACCAGUACGCCAUCAGCACUGCCAGUACGUCACCUGCCUACCACCAGUACACUACCUGCCUACCACCAGUACGUCACCUGCCUACCACCAGUACGCCAUCAGCACUGCCAGUACGUCACCUGCCUACCACCAGUACGCCAUCAGCACUGCCAGUACGUCACCUGCCUACCACCAGUACGCUACCUGCCUACCACCAGUACGCCAUCACCACCGCCAGUACGUCACCUGCCUACCACCAGUACGCUACCUGGCUACCACCAGUACGCUACCUGCCUACCACCAGUACGCCACCUGCCUACCACCAGUACGCCAUCAGCACUGCCAGUACGUCACCUGCCUACCACCAGUACGCCAUCAGCACUGCCAGUACGCCACCUGCCUACCACCAGUACGCCAUCAACACUGCCAGUACGUCACCUGCCUACCACCAGUACGCCAUCAGCACUGCCAGUACAUCACCUGCCUACCACCAGUACGCUACCUGCCUACCACCAGUACGCCAUCAGUACUGCCAGUACCCCAUCAGCACUGCCAGUACGCCAUCAGCACCACCAGUACGCCACCUGCCUACCACCAGUACGCUACCUGCCUACCACCAGUCGCCACCUGCCUACCACCAGUACGCUACCUGCCUACCACCAGUACGCGACCUGCCUACCACCAGUACGCCACCUGCCUACCACCAGUACGCUACCUGCCUACCACCAGUACGCUACCUGCCUACCACCAUACGCCACCUGCCUACCACCAGUACGCCACCUGCCUACCAGCAGUACGCCACCUGCCUACCACCAGUACGCUACCUGCCUACCACCAGUACGCUACCUGCCUACCACCAGUACCCCAUCAGCACUGCCAGUACGCCACCUGCCUACCACCAGUACGCUACCUGCCUACCACCAGUUAGCCACCUGCCUACCACCAGUACGCCACCUUCCUACCACCAGUACGCCACCUGCCUACCACCAGUACGCCACCUUCCUACCACCAGUACGCCACCUGCCUACCACCAGUACGCCACCUGCCUACCACCGGUACGCCACCUGCCUACCACCGGUACGCUACCUGCCUACCACCAGUACGCUACCUGCCUACCACCGGUACGCUACCUGCCUACCACCAGUACGCCACCUGCCUACCACCAGUACGCCACCUGCCUACCACCGGUACGCUACCUGCCUACCACCGGUACGCUACCUGCCUACCACCGGUACGCUACCUGCCUACCACCGGUACGCUACCGGCCUACCACCGGUACGCCACCUGCCUACCACCGGUACGCUACCUGCCUACCACCGGUACGCCACCUGCCUACCACCGGUACGCUACCUGCCUACCACCGGUACGCUACCUGCCUACCACCGGUACGCCACCUGCCUACCACCAGUACGCCACCUGCCUACCACCAGUACGCCACCUGCCUACCACCAGUACGCCACCUGCCUACCACCAGUACGCCACCUGCCUACCACCAGUACGCUACCUGCCUACCACCAGUACGCUACCUGCCUACCACCAGUACGCUACCUGCCUACCACCAGUACGCUACCUGCCUACCACCAGUACGCCACCUGCCUACCACCAGUACGCCACCUGCCUACCACCAGUACGCCACCUGCCUACCACCAGUACGCCACCUGCCUACCACCAGUACGCCACCUGCCUACCACCAGUACGCCACCUGCCUACCACCAGUACGCCACCUGCCUACCACCAGUACGCCACCUGCCUACCACCAGUACGCCAUCACCACCGCCACCUCCUGCACUUUCCCUACACUCCUGUACCCCCGUAGUGUCCUGUACCGUCCUGUACCCCCCUGUACCCCCCGUACCUUCCUGUACCCUCCUGUACCCCCCUUCACCCUCCUGUACCCCCAUGUACCCCCGUACCCUCCUGUAGCCUCCUGUACCCCCCUGUACCCCCCGUACCCUCCUGUACCCCCCUGUACCCCCGUACCCUCCUGUACACCCCUUCACCCUCCUGUACCCCCUUCACCCUCCUAUAGCCUCCUGUACCCCCCUGUACCCCCCGUACCCUCCUGUACCCUCCUGUACCCCCGUACCCCCUGUACCCUCCUGUACCCCCCUUCACCCUCCUGUACCCCCUUCACACUGUACUCUUCCGUACCCUUCUGUAACCUCCUGUAG